AGCGUUUGUAUCUAAUAUAAACAACCGGUGACAGAUAGACGAUCCCGAUUUUGUUUACACUGGAGGUGAACAGAGAUAGGUCGUUGCUAACGUUUAAAACGUGGAUACUGGCGAUGAAACAGUGCCUUUAGAAAAACAGCUGUUUUGUUUUUUUCGUACAUUAAGUUAAUAGGAACCAUGUAUCAAACAAAAGGGCGAGCGGAUCCUGGACUGGUCUCCACGGCCAAUGCAGUCCAGACUGAGAUAAAAGAUUUCAUGACGAGCGGAUCGUACUACUGUACCAAUGAACUGGCCAACGAACUGACCCGGAUCAACAACGCCGUGGAUCAUCUGAAACUGGACGGAAAUAUCAUGUCCACAUCGGACAGCUUUACUCGAUUUUACGAUCCCAGAAAUAGCGUCCCAGAGGCCAUGAACCCAGCCAAUAAUCUAGCCAAUGCUGCAGGAUUUCUCAAAGAUCUCAAAUCCCAGCUGCAUGUCCACUCACUGCGAGACAAACAAGAAAAUCAGGUUCGCGAGCUACACCAGUGGGGCGUGGACAAUCUGAGAGGCAUUCAACAGGCCUUAGACACUUCAACCUACAAUGCAGCUGACCGUAUCCGCCAGUUUGGUGACUUUGUUGGCGUGACAGACAGGUACACUGGUUACCGUCACAACCUGAGUCGUGGAUCAAGAGAACCAGUUCGGAUGGAAACCAAGUGGGCUGACAAAACUAGACGCACUGAGUACAUCAACACUCUUAACUCUGGUCGACCUUGGACAGCCUUUCAGCCAAGGACCACCCCCUCCGUGUAUUACGGGGAACCGUCGGAAGCCCUCCAGAGCCGGGUCCGAUUUGGGUGCACAAUGCCAGCCAAACGCAACAUUAGAGGUUACCAGACUAUUGACAGUCUUUAUCCACGCAGCAACACUUUCUACGUUGACCCCAGUGCUACACAGAAGAACGGCAUUGUGGACCUCAAGUCUAUGAACGCAUUCAACGCCACAUCAAGAGACGAUUCCAGUAUUCCAAGAAUGAGCGCAACUAAAGGACCCGUGACCCUGUCCGUUCAGGAGCAGGCCGGAAUCAACACCACGUUCCCCGGCCGCACGGAAUACAUGCACAAGUACCAGACCCCGCCCAUGGAUAUCCCUACAAGUGACUUCAAUAUUAACCCUAAGCCGAAUUUCCUCUUGCAUGGACGACCAUUAGGGGAGACAACCUACGAGAGACACAGCACGGAGUACCAGACCCGCUAUGAGUUUCCAGACAGCAACAAAAUUGUGCGCAUGCCCUGGCUAAGAAAGUGAAGCUCUCAUUUACAAAUAAUUCAUCUAGAUUCCAGGAUGAUGUGAAAUGAUCUGAUGUUUUGAACUUUGAAGCAUAUAUUUUUUUUAAUGUUAUUUUAUAAAAGAUAUUCAUAGCAUAAUGUAGAUGUUAGAUAUGUCCGACAGGAUAAGGAAUUUGUUGACUUUUAAACAGAUUAUUCUUUUCUUUUUACCAAAUUGUUGGUUUUGUUUUAUAACUGACCUCACAGCUUUCUAUAACAUGUAAUUCAUCAUAAUAUCUGUUUUAUAGGGGGAAUGUCCCAGAAGAAACUAACGAAAAUAAAAAUGUUAAGUUUC
Ostrea edulis (European flat oyster) is the source of this 1605-nucleotide messenger RNA. RefSeq lists its product as uncharacterized. The coding region runs from base 178 to 1290 and encodes 370 amino acids. The transcript has 5 exons. Lineage: Eukaryota; Metazoa; Mollusca; Bivalvia; Ostreida; Ostreidae. The record is from RefSeq and is a predicted model, not a curated record.